This is a messenger RNA of Carassius gibelio (silver crucian carp), 1190 nucleotides long. RefSeq names its product pleckstrin homology domain-containing family B member 1-like. The transcript has 6 exons. Lineage: Eukaryota; Metazoa; Chordata; Actinopteri; Cypriniformes; Cyprinidae. The record is from RefSeq and is a predicted model, not a curated record. Gene Ontology annotation, biological process: regulation of cell differentiation. Bases 391 to 954 code for a protein of 187 amino acids. Gene Ontology annotation, cellular component: membrane.
UGUGAUUCAGAUGAGUGUGCUUCAGUAUGCCUAUUUAGCAUUCAGUCUGAGCAAGAAGACUGUUAACAGGCUAAACUGAUUAAACACAGUAAUACACAAUAACAUGAAGUAGAGAUUAAGAAACACAGGAAAGAAUUUGAAUAUUCCACGUACAACCAGUAGGCUACAAACUCGCAUGGUGCUGUAAUCUGAGAUUACUGGUCAAGCGAAGCUUCACUUUGGCCUGUUAAAAGGAUUAGAGGAAGAGUCAUCAAACUAUUCCAGCACUACAAAACCCCUUUCGACUGUCUACAGUCAGUCAUACCUCACAAACAAACAGGCAUAUCAAACAAGCACAACAGCACUAGGAGUAUAGCUGUUGUUCCUGUAGCAGUUGACAGAUCAGGCCCAAUGGCUCUGCUCAAAUCUGGCUGGCUCUGGAGACAGUCUUCAAUCCUCAAGCGCUGGAAGUUGAACUGGUGUGACCUGUGGAUAGAUGGGAGCUUUGUUUUCUACAAAACUGAGUCCAGAAGAGACUACGAGACCAAAGUGAAUCUGAAGGCCACCUGUGUGAAUGUGAAGUCUGGACUGGAAUGUCCAAAUGUAUGUCCACCUGAGAGUCACCCCAGAGAGAAUCUGCUGGUUGUUUAUCUGAGGCGUGGGAAUAUGCUGAUCCUGUGUGCCAACAGUGAAGAUGAGGCACUGGCCUGGAAACUCACACUCAUGGAAGCGAAAAGAAAUCCUGUUUUCACAUACAAUCCCUAUGAUGAUACAUACCAAACCGUUUCAGUUGACAGUCAUAAUGCAGUGUACAUCAUGCCAAGUCCAGGUAGUGGAGGGACUCAGCAUGUCUGGGUACACAGAGACACUUGUUACGACAAUUUUGGAGAGCAGAUUGCUUUGGGCCUCCUGGCUGGAAUGGCUGCAGGUGCAGCAAUGCGUUCUCUUUUAUGGAUGCCCUUCUGGUUCUGCUGAGGACCAGUCAGACCUCCAGCAGACUGAGAGAACAGACUGGAAGCCGUCCAUAAUGCUCAGCCAUAGCAAAUGCUCCUGUUCCUGCAUAUGAAUAUGUAAAUAUGAGAAUAGCUGCAGUCUUUUUAACCUCAGUGGGCAUUAAGUGGUUAAUCAGUGUGUAAAGGAGGGAUUCUUCUUUUUUCAUUGUUUACAGUUCUUUUGAAUAUCUAUAUAAAACUAAAUAAUAAUUAUGCACA